Zonotrichia leucophrys gambelii is the source of this 2803-nucleotide messenger RNA. RefSeq names its product NOP9 nucleolar protein (gene NOP9). Gene Ontology annotation, cellular component: preribosome, small subunit precursor; nucleolus; 90S preribosome. Lineage: Eukaryota; Metazoa; Chordata; Aves; Passeriformes; Passerellidae. The transcript has 11 exons. The coding region runs from base 411 to 2237 and encodes 608 amino acids. The record is from RefSeq and is a predicted model, not a curated record. Gene Ontology annotation, biological process: endonucleolytic cleavage in 5'-ETS of tricistronic rRNA transcript (SSU-rRNA, 5.8S rRNA, LSU-rRNA); endonucleolytic cleavage in ITS1 to separate SSU-rRNA from 5.8S rRNA and LSU-rRNA from tricistronic rRNA transcript (SSU-rRNA, 5.8S rRNA, LSU-rRNA); ribosomal small subunit export from nucleus. Gene Ontology annotation, molecular function: RNA binding.
CUCACACCGGACAUUUUCUCCUCAUUCCCGGCCACUUUUCCCCUCACACCGGGCAUUUUUUCCUCAUUCCCGGUACUUUACCCCUCACACUUGACACUUUUUCCCUCAUACCCGCCACUUUUCCCCCUGACUCACCCAGCCGCGGCACCCCUCCGAGGCUCCGGGCCUGGCGCCGGCAGCCGGGCUCGGUGCAGCAGUUCCCGAGCACGCUCAGCGCCAGCUCCAGCACCCUCCGGGGCCUCUCGGGUCCCACCAGCUCCAGCAGCGGCCCGAGCCCCCCUCGCUCCCGGAACCGCGCGGGGCCCCCGGCCCGCCUCGUGUGCCGGGCCCGCAGCGCCAGCAGCGCCCGAGACAGCGACGGCUCGGCCGCGGCCCGCACGGCCUCCACGCACCAGCCCAGGGACUCGGACAUGGUUCAUGGGCGUGGCCACACAUCAGCGGGGGCGGAGCAACCUUUGAUUGACAGAUGUAGGGACGCGCCUGACGAAUCCUCGCGAGAUUUCCCGAGAUUUGGCGUCGUUCCCGCCCCUUCUCCCCCUCAGCCCAACAUGGUGGUUCACGCUGAGCCCCCCCCCGAGCCCGACAUGUCGCGACAGUGGCGACAGUCGGCGCCUCGCCUCGAUCCCGACACUGCCGAAUAUUUCCGGAGGGCCCUGGAGACGCUGGAGGAGGGGCUGAGCGAGGAGGAGCUCGCCCUCUUCGCUCCCAACGUUCUCUCGGAGCUCUCCCGCUGCCUCCCUUCAGCAGCGCUGCACCCCAGCUCCUCCCGGCUGCUGCUGCAGCUGCUGCCCCAUUGCCCCCCCGAGACCCUCACCCCCUUUAUCUCCCAUUUGGGGGGGGUCUCCCGCCACCCCCGGGGGUCCCGAGCGCUCGAGGCCGCGCUGGGCCGGGCGCUGGCGGCGCUGGGGGCGGGGCUUGCGCUGGGGGCGGGGCUGGAGGGGGCGGUGACGGAGCUGGGGGCGGAGCUUGGGAGGGAUUUGGGGGGCGUGGCCCGGGAUGCCAACGGCAGCUUCGUGCUCAGGGCGCUGCUGGGGCUGCUCAGCGGCGGGGCUGACCCAGUCCCUCCUCCCAAGGGGGCGGAGCCAAAGGCAAAGAAGGCGGAGCUAAAGGCAAAGGGGGCGUGGUCACUGCCAGAAGGGGCGGAGCUUCCGCCCUCGUUCCGCCCCCUGUUGGAGGAGCUGGCGCAGGGGCUGGAGCAGCAAAUCCCAGCCCUGCUGAGCCCGGCCUGCGCCAGCCUGUGCCUGCAGGGGGCGCUCCGGGCCCUGCACCGCAGCCAAUCACCUUCCUGCGCCCGCUUCUGCCGCGCCCUGAUUGGCUGCCUCAGCCAGGACAGCCCCGCCCACGACCAGAGCCCUCUGCUGACGUCACUGCAGGACCCUGACCGGUCCCGCCUCCUGGAGGCGGCCAUGACAGUCCUGGACCCCCCGGGGCUCCGCGAGCUCUUCCGGGGUCACCUGCGGGGUCACCUGAGGGGCGUGGCCUCCCACCGAGUGGCCAAUCACGGCCUGCAGAGGCUCCUGGACCACGCCCCCGAGGAUGUGGUGUCGGAGGCGCUGUCGGAGCUUGGCCCCGCCCUCCAGGAGCCGCUGGCCCGGGGUCACCCCGGGGUCAUCCUGGCCCUGCUGGGGGCGGCCCUGAGGCACCCCCGGCUCCAGGGGGAGGCGCUCAGGAGCCUCUUCCAGGCUUUGCGCUGCUGGGCCCCGCCCCACCACCCCCAUUGCGUCACCGCCCUGGCCCAGCUCCGCCCCCUGGAGGGCGGGGACAGCGGCGAGGAGGCGGAGCCUGAGCCCCGCCCCCCGUCUCCCAUUGGCUCCCGCGCUCUUCAGCUCCUCCUCCAUUUCCGUGACCCCGCCCCCAUCGUGGGGGGGCUGCGGGCGCUGCCCCGCCCGGCCCUGCCCGGCCUGGCCCGGAGCCCCCCCGGGAGCCGAAUUUGGGACGCGAUUUUGGGGUCAAAAACCGUCCCCAAAAACGACAAAAAACGGCUCCUGAAACGCCUCAAGGGUCAUUGGGGAGCGCUGGCCAUGGACAAGAGCGGGAGCCGAGUGCUGGACACGGCCUGGGCCUGGAGCCCCCUCCCACAGAGGGUCCAGAUGGCUUCGGAAUUGGCCCCGCUCCUGCCCCGGCUGCUCCGGGACCCCCUCGGCCGCGGCGUCGCCCGAAGGCUCAGCCUGGAGCUGUUCCUGAGGCUCCGCCCCCAGUGGGAGGGGCUGCAGAGGGGGCGGGGCCUCCAGCUCUGACCACGCCCCCAUACCCUCACACCACCCCUGGCCCCGCCCACAUUUAAAUAAUGGUAUUUAAAAUUUAUUUUUAAUAUUUUUAUUUAUGUUUUGUGUUGUUUCAAUGGGGAGGGGCGGGGCCUGCAGCUCUGACCACGCCCCCAAUACCCUCUGGCCACGCCCACAUUUAAAUAAUGGUAUUUAAAAUUUAUUUUUAAUAUUUUUAUUAAUAUUUUGUGUUGUUUCAGUGGGGAGGGGCUGCAGAGGGGGCGGGGCCUGACGCUCUGACCACGCCCACAUUACUCUCUAUCCCCACCCCACCCCAUUGAAACAACACAAAACGACACAAAAUGUUAAUAAAAAUAUUAAAAAUAAAUCUUUAAUACCAUUACUUAAAUGUGGGCGGGGCUUGCAGCUCUGACCACACCCACAACCACCUCUGACCACCCCUGGCCCCGCCCACAUUUCAAUAAUUUUAUUAAAUAUAUUUUUUAUUAAUAUUUUGUGUCGUUUUGUGUUGUUUCAAUGGGGAGGGGCGGGGCCUGCAGCUCUGACCACGCCCCCAUACCCUCACACCACCCCUGGCC